CCAAUACCAGGCAGGUAGUUUCCCCAUGGUAAUAUAUAUACUUCAACAGUCGAUCUCUCUACUCUGAUCGAUGCGGAUGCCUAUGGUAUUAAUCAAGCUAUCGAUCAUCUUCUUCCAUGGCUACCUCUCAACCGAGUUUUAGUUAUGAUGUUUUUUUAAGUUUCCGGGGUGCCGACACUCGCAAGGGAAUCACAGAUCAUCUCUAUACAGCCUUGAAGCAAGCAUGUAUCCGUACUUUCCGGGAUGAUGAUGGAAUGGAGAGAGGAAAGCUGCUGAAGCCAGAGCUAAAUAAAGCCAUCCAAGAGUCUGCAAUUUCAGUCAUUGUCUUCUCAGAAGGCUUUGCAUUCUCCAAGUGGUGUCUCGAUGAGGUUAUGAUGAUUAUGUACGAACAUGAGACUUCAUCCUCUAGACAUGAAGUGGUACCCGUGUUCUAUAAUGUGGACCCAUCUGAUGUUCGAAAUCAAACAGGAAGCUUUGCAGAAGCAUUUUAUGUGUAUGAUUAUGAAGUCAACGCAGAAACAAACCUUGAAAAGAAAAGAGAAUUGUUGGAGAAGGUGGGGACAUGGAGGGAUUCACUUAAAAAAGCUGCAACCUUCACAGGAAUAGUACUUACCCAUGGGUAUGAGGCCAAAUUCAUAAUCGACAUUGUGAAUGUUAUAAAAAAGAAAUUGGACUACAAGACCCUAUACGUUGAGGAGAAACUAUUGGGAAUAAAGGAGAAUGUUGAGGAGAUUGAAUCAUGGUUACAAGAUCCGUCACCUGAUGAAGUCAUCCUUCUGAUUGAUGGGAUGGGAGGCAUUGGGAAAACAACCAUAGCCAAAUGCAUAUAUAACUCAAACUCACGUUACUAUAAUCGUAGUUGCUUUCUUGCAAAUAUUAACGAGACAUCAAAUCAACCGGGUGGAUUGCUUCGCUUGCAAAGUCAGCUUCUUUCCACAAUUUUAAAUAGUGGAAAGGAGGAAACUAUAUGGAAUGUUGAUGAAGGAACCAAAAAGGUUGCAGAUGCCAUAAGCAACAAAGAGGUGCUUCUAAUCCUUGAUGAUGUUACAACAUUGCAACAGAUAGAUGCAUUACUAGGACCACAGAGGUUUUACCCUGGAAGUAAAGUGAUCAUAACAACCAGGCAUAAGUGGUUGAAAACUGGUUUCAAAGUUCAUCCUAAGAUCCAGUCUGUUAGAACCUUAUCUGCGGGUGAUGCUAUCGGGCUUUUUAGUUUCUAUGCAUUUCAUCAAGAUCAACCCACUGAACCCUAUGUUAUCCAAUCACAACUAUUUGUUAAUCGCUAUGAUGUAUGGGAAGAUACAAUGCGCAAACUGGAAGCAAUUCCCAAUCCUGAGAUUCAGAGAGUUCUACAAAUAAGCUACGAAACAUUGGCGGAUGAGAAUGAUAAAGAUUUAUUCUUGCAUGUUGCUUGUUUCUUUGAGGGUGAGGAAAAAGACUACAUUGUGAAAUUAUUGGGCCAAUGUGACCUAUACCCUGUAGUUGGGAUCAGGAAUCUAACAGAUAGAUGUCUACUGUAUGUUGAAUAUGGGAGAGUGAAGAUGCAUCGAUUAAUCAAGGAGAUGGGACGAGAAGUUGUUCGCCAGGAAUCACCAAAGAAUCCUGGGAAAAGAAGUAGACUGUGGCAUCAUCACGACUGUUUUAACGUGUUGAAGGACCAUGUUGGUACAGAUAAGGUAGAAGGAUUCAUGCUUGAUAUGCAAAAGAUCAAGGAAGGUAAACCAUCUUUACCUAUAAAGACGAAUAAUCCAGGGAAACGCAGUUUUCAAGAAUAUCUUGGCAAAACAAUGCAUGGAGAAGAAGCAGAUUUCAAAAUUGGUGCACUGGAAACUAUGAAGAACCUAAUGCUACUUCAACUAAACCAUGUAACAUUUUCUGGGAAAUGCAAGAAUUUGCCCAAAAAGCUACGAUUGUUGAGUUGGCCAGGAUUUUCUCUAAAAGCUAUACCAUGCGACAUUUCUUUAGAAAAGUUGGUGGUUCUUGACAUGAGUUACAGCAAAUUGAAGCGCGUUUGGGAUGACUUCAAGUUUAUUGGAACGUUAAAAAUCCUUAAUCUUAGCUAUUCAGUUGAGCUAAUCAAAACCCCUGACUUUGGUGGGCUCCCUGGUCUGGAGAGUUUGAUCCUGAAAGGUUGUGUACGUUUAAAGAAGGUUGAGGAAUCAAUUGCAUACCUGAAAGAACUAGUCUUGUUAGAUCUAACCAAUUGUAGAAGCUUAGGAGAGUUCCCAUGUUUACCUAGCUCCCUAGUAUCACUUCGAAUGUCUGGUUGCCAAAACCUUGGUGUUCUUAAACGAGUUCAAUGCUUGGAAUCAGUUUCGUCAUUUCCGGUUUUGCAGGAUGUGAAUUUAUCAUAUUGCAAUCUCUUGGAUAAUUCUUUCCCAAAUGAUUGGAGUAGUCUGGUCUCACUUGUGAAUGUGAAUAUAGAUGGCAACAAUGUAACUUCCUUACCAAAAUGUAUCCAAACCCUACCUGAAAUUCUAACGCUUAGUGUUGAAAGGUGUUCAAAAAUCCAAUCAAUUUUAAGUCUCCCAACAUCCGUCUUUGCAUUGUAUAUCAGCCACAAUGAGUCCUUGCAGAAAGUGAAUCUUUCACAAAAUUCAGGGAUCGUAGUGUCCCAUGUAAACUGUAAAAAUCUGUAUCACAUGGAGGGUCGUUACAACCUUCAAUCAAUCAAUAAAGUUGACAUGAAAAUUAUACGAUAUCUGGGGUUAGAACCAAAUGCAUUUCAAGGAAUGGAGUUGGGUAUUCAGGUGUUACAUGAAUUUGGUAUAUUCAGCACAUAUGUUCCAGAAAAACAGAUCCCUCCGUGCUUCAUGUAUAAAGAAAAGGGCCAACAAAUUUCAUUUAAGGACUAA
Molecule: messenger RNA, 2855 nt
Organism: Lactuca saligna
Lineage: Eukaryota; Viridiplantae; Streptophyta; Magnoliopsida; Asterales; Asteraceae
Source: the annotation of a GenBank genome assembly